GGAGAAAAGGAGACCAUGCAAAACCUUAACAUCAGACUGGCUUCCUACCUGGACAAAGUCAAAGCCCUGGAAGAUGCUAAUGCUAGCAUUGAAACAAAGAUCAAGGAGUGGUACAUUAAGCACCAGCCAAAGGUAGAGGACUACAGCCCGUACUUCCAUAUCAUUGAGGAGCUCAAAUCCAAGAUCUUAACUGAAAGUUCUGAGAACGUAAAGAUUUUUCUUCAAAUUGACAAUGCCAAGUUGGCUGCAGAAGACUUCAGAAUUAAGUAUGAGAAUGAACUUUGCCUGUACCAAAGUGUUGAAUCAGACAUUUGUGGCCUACGUAAAGUAUUGGAUGAGCUGAAUUUUGCCAGGUCUGCUCUUGAACCACAGCUCCAGAGCUUGAAAGAAGAAAUUGAAUGCCUGAAGAGGACCCAUGAAGCGGAAAUUAAUGCCUUGAAGCGAGAAAGAGCCGAUAUUAAUGUGGAAAUGAAUGCUGCACCAGGAGUGGACCUAGGCAAACUUCUGAAUGACAUGAGGGCUCAGUAUGAAGAAAUUGCUGAGCAGAACAGGCAGAAGGCUGCAGACUGGUUUAUUGAAAAGAGUGCUGAACUUAACAAGGAGAUCUCACACAGCAGUGAGAUCGUUGAAUGUCACAAGACCCAACUGAACGAGCUAAGACGUACUGUUCAAGAACUGGAAAUUGAGCUACAGGCUCAACUUGCCAUGAAAAAAUCCCUGGAGUGCUCAUUGGCUGAGACAGAGGGAUGCUACAACGGCCAGCUGUCACAACUGCAGGAUUAUGUAGGAAAUCUUGAAGAACAGUUGAGUCAGAUCCGUAGUGACCUGGAAAGGCAGAACGCAGAAUACAAACUUCUUCUGGACAUCAAGACCCGUUUGGAAAUGGAGAUUCAGACAUACCGCAGGCUACUAGAUGGGGAAUCGUAA
Molecule: messenger RNA, 927 nt
Organism: Bufo gargarizans (Asiatic toad)
Lineage: Eukaryota; Metazoa; Chordata; Amphibia; Anura; Bufonidae
Product: keratin, type I cytoskeletal 14-like
Exons: 6
Coding region: 16-927 (303 amino acids)
Molecular function (GO): structural molecule activity
Source: RefSeq, a predicted model, not a curated record